This is a messenger RNA of Sycon ciliatum, 1419 nucleotides long. RefSeq names its product zinc finger BED domain-containing protein 4-like. Gene Ontology annotation, cellular component: nucleus. Gene Ontology annotation, biological process: regulation of transcription by RNA polymerase II. The transcript is spliced from 2 exons. Lineage: Eukaryota; Metazoa; Porifera; Calcarea; Leucosolenida; Sycettidae. Bases 1 to 1419 code for a protein of 472 amino acids. The record is from RefSeq and is a predicted model, not a curated record. Gene Ontology annotation, molecular function: protein dimerization activity.
AUGGUGCGUCGGCGGCACGAUGCUGCACGAAAGGAGCUUGUGACAAAAUUAGCAGGUGCUACAUCAAUUGCUAUCACAACGGGUGCGUGGACAUCGAAGGCUGUGGUCUCCUUUGUAACGUACACGAGCCACUAUGUCACGGACGACUGGAAACUGGUGUCGCACGUUCUUGAGACCAAGCGCUUCAACGGGAGUCACACAGCGGAAACCCUUGCUGCCAGCACAGAAGCAGUUCUUAGCAGAUUCAACAUUGCGCAUGACACUGUGCAGUGCUUAGUCCAUGAUGAAGCACCAAACCAGAUGGCAGCGAGCAGACUUCUUCGCAGCCAACAUCACUGGGAUUACCAAGCUUGCGCUGCCCAUCGGUUGCAAACCUGCAUCAGGCAUGCUAUAACAGCAUCAAGGCCUGUCACGAAACUGCUGGCUUCUUCCAGGCAACUUGUUGGUCACUUCAGCCACAGUGCCAAGAGCACAGAGGCGCUAAACAACAAGCAAGUAGCUAUGGCGUCAGCUAGCAAGUCUGGCACUCCUCUACGAGUCAUCCAGGAUGUUCCAACGCGAUGGAACAGCUCCUUUCUGAUGCUCCAGCGCCUGAUUCACCUGAGGCUGCCAAUCAUGGCGGUUUUGGAAGACCCCAAGCUGACCAAGAGCUCCCAUCGGCACCUGCAGUUGAAGGACCACCAGUGGAAUCUCGCCAAGGAGAUAGUGGCAGCACUGGAGGCACCAGCAAAGGCUACCACUGUUCUUGGUGGGGAAACCUACUGUACACAGACGUUGGUGGUGCCGGUGGCCAAGUCUUUGCUACGUGGUCUUCCACUGGAUCCCAGGUCACGGAGCCUCGGAUUCUUGGACAGUGACGAAGACAAGGACGAGUUGAAGUCAGAGAUUGUUCGCCGGGUGUGUGCUCAAAUCACUGCCGACAGCAAUGGGAGCAGCUCUGAUGACGAAUGUAUUCUGGAGCCACCUGCCAAGCGACCUAUGGAAGAGGACAUGUCGUUGUUCUUCGCGUGCCCUAGCGUCGAGCCAUCCACAACUUCAUCGGCAGCAUCGGAUUGUGAGGUGGAGGUAACCCAAUUCUUCACGGAGAAACAAGUAGGCUCAUCUGUGGACCCACUCGAUUGGUGGAGGACGAAUGCGGACAGGUUUCCCACCAUGGCAAGGUUGGCAAAGCGCGUGCUGUGCAUACCUGCCACCUCUGUGCCGUCGGAGCGAGUAUUUUCAGCGGCUGGCAUCAUUGUCAGCAAACUACGAGCAAGUCUAACGCACGAGAACGUUGAUGCACUCGUCUUCCUUCAUGCAAACAGUGGUCUUCAGGCAGCAAGAACUGCUGCCCCUGUGGCGGUCCAGCAGUUGAUGCCACGGCUUGAGAGGUUUGCAGAGGAAGAAGCCGAUGACUUGCCUCCUUUGCCUGACCUGUAG